This is a messenger RNA of Naegleria lovaniensis, 1323 nucleotides long. RefSeq lists its product as uncharacterized. Bases 1 to 1323 code for a protein of 440 amino acids. The record is from RefSeq and is a predicted model, not a curated record. The transcript is spliced from 3 exons. NCBI's taxonomy places the organism in Eukaryota, Heterolobosea, Eutetramitea, Acrasida, Naegleriidae.
AUGAAUACCAUUCAGCAUCACGCUCAUUCUUCUUCCUUUCAUGAACAAGACCAAGAAUACCAAGAAGGAGGAGGAGAAGCAUUCAAACCAAGACAUUCCUUCUCUUCUUCCGAUCGUUCUUCAUCAUCGUCGACUUCAUUGUCAUGUCUCUCUCCGAUCAGUUCUUCCAUCUUGACCACUACCACUCCGAAUGCAUCUUCAUCAAUAACAACAACAACACAUGAACCACAACAACAAACCAAUGUUGAAACUCCCAUGUUUACACCUAUGGGUGGAUCUCUUCCAGGAUCGACGUUGAAUUCUCAUCCACAACCACAACAACAACAACAAUAUUCGAAUUUAAAUAAUUCUUCUCCAGCAAUAAUGUCAACAACGAUAGCAGUAAUGUCCAAUCGUGACCAUGAAAUCAAAUCUGUUCAUUCGAAUCAAAUUCCGAAUAAUUCAAAUACCUUAAUGAAUUCCACAACAAGUGCUUCGUCGAACGUGCAACAUGUCUCGACAGGUUCAAUGACAAGUCAUUCGAAUCGACCUCGUUCCAAUAGUCGAGUGAGUGGUGGAAAUAGUACGAACGAGAAAAUGGUGGUGUCAGCAUCAGGUUUGCCCUUGAAACGUCACUCGUCAUCCACGACAACACCUUCUCCUCAAUUACCAAAUACUAACACAACUUCUGUCACAACGACCACACCAGGAAAUUCUGCAUCGUUUCACACUCCCUUAAGGAGAAAUUCAACAAAAGGACAUUCAGGAAGCAGUUCAAUGGCCAUAACGAAAGCAUCUCAUGAUUAUCGACAAUUUCUAAGACAGACCAUAAAAUUGAAGGAAGCUAAUGAAAUUAGAGUGAGAGGAAUUUCGUUAAAAUAUGAAAUUAAUUAUCAUCCGUUUCUUGAUGAUGCUAUUGGAAAUAAGGCAUUUGUAGCAGAAAUGACACAAUUGAACAAAUUCCUCAAAAUGCAUCAACCCAAUACGAAUUAUUGCUGUCUGGGUUUCACAUUCUUUUGUUGUACCUUUGGCCUCUCCUUACUUCCAUUCUUUUAUCAACUUUCCAGUUUCGAAUCCGAUGUUCAUUCUUACUUGAGAGCUCUCAAUAAGAAGUAUGAAUCGAAAGGAUUGAAAUGGGAAUUACAUCCAGCUCAUUUACCAACCGAUGAUACUUUUAUUACAGUAUCACUAGAAAAAGAAUUAGAUUCCAAUGUCAUUAUUGACGAAUCACUGUUAAUAUCUCCACACGAAUCCACUCACAAUAAUAGUUUCAACUCGAGUAAUGGUAAAUUGAAUUCAUCCACUACUGUUUCAGAUGCACACCUUCUGAUUCAAUCCAAAUAA